Triticum turgidum subsp. durum (durum wheat) is the source of this 1050-nucleotide messenger RNA. NCBI's taxonomy places the organism in Eukaryota, Viridiplantae, Streptophyta, Magnoliopsida, Poales, Poaceae. The record is from the annotation of a GenBank genome assembly.
AUGGGCGCUCUGAUGUCCUGCAUGUCCGGCACGUCCCCCUCCGACUCCCCGCCGCAGGCCAAGCGCCGCUCCUCCGCGGCGGCGCUCGUGCUGGGGCAGCGCGGAGGGGGAGGCGCGUUCGACCGGUCCGCGUCGGUGCGGUACGCCGCGAAGCGGCAGCAGCAGGGCCUGCCGCUGCCCAGGAGCUCCAGCACGCGCCCGCGCUCCCUCGCCGACCCCGAGCUCCAGCCGCAGCACCUCCUCGCCAAGGAGUUGAAUACUAAAGAUUUGGAAACCAACAUAAUUGUUCUUGUUCACGGAGGUGGGUUUGGUGCUUGGUGUUGGUACAAGACCAUGUCACUUCUUGAAGAUAGUGGGUUCAAAGUCAAUGCUAUUGACUUAACAGGCUCCGGGAUUAAUUCUUCUGAUACAAACAAGAUUAGCAGUCUUUCAGAGUAUGCUGAGCCACUUACAUCUUACCUUAAGGGCCUAGGUGAUGCUGAAAAGGUUAUCUUGGUUGGACAUGAUUUUGGGGGUGCUUGCAUAUCCCAUGCGAUGGAGAUGUUUCCAUCGAAAGUUGCCAAGGCUGUUUUCCUGUGUGCAACAAUGCUGACAAAUGGACAUAAUGCUCUUGAUAUCUUCCAACAACAGAUGGAUACAAAUGGUAUGCUCCAAAAGGCACAGGAAUUAGUAUACUCCAAUGGCAAGGACCGGCCUCCCACCGCUAUCAACAUCGACAGGGCUUCAGUAAGAGAUCUAUUAUUCAACCAAAGUCCUGCCAAGGAUGUGUCCUUGGCUUCAGUGUCCAUGAGACCUAUCCCCUUUGCCCCGGUAAUGGAGAAACUCACGCUAACAGAAGGGAACUACGGAUCCGUGCGGCGAUUCUUUGUCGAGACAACGGAGGACAACGCGAUACCCCUUUCCCUUCAGCAGAGCAUGUGUGUGAGUAACCCGCCAGAGAAGGUCCUGCGGCUGAAAGGUUCAGACCACGCCCCUUUCUUCUCGAGGCCGCAGGCGUUGCACAAAACGCUGGUAGAGAUAGCAACCCUGCCGCGAGCACAGGCAUCAUGA